AUGGAAUAUAGGACUAAUAUCACAGAUUUUAUCCUUUUAGGACUUUCUCAGACCAAAGAGGUAGAGAUUCUCUGCUUUUUAGUGUUUUUGCUUUGUUACAUUGCAAUUUUGAUUGGUAACCUGCUUAUCAUGAUUUCUAUCACCUGCAGUCCACUCAUUAAUCAGCCCAUGUAUUUCUUCCUGAGCUAUCUCUCACUCUCAGACCUGUGUUACACCUCCACUGUGACUCCCAAGCUAAUCAUGGACUUACUGGCAACAAAGAAGACCAUUUCCUACAACGGAUGCAUGACACAGCUCUUCGCCAUGCACUUCUUUGGGGGUGUUGAGGUUUUCAUUCUCACGGGAAUGGCCUAUGACCGCUACGUGGCCAUCUGCAAGCCUCUGCACUACACCAUCAUCAUGAACAGGCAGAGAUGUGAUGCCAUGAUUGCUGCUUCCUGUGCUGGGGGAUUCCUGCAUUCCUUUGGCCAGUUUCUUCUGGCCAUCUUUUUACCCUACUGUGGCCCCAAUAAAAUAGAUCACUACUUCUGUGAUGUGUAUCCUUUGUUGAAACUGGCCUGCAUGGACACAAGCAGAAUUGGUUUCUUGGUCAUUGCCAAUUCAGGUGUGAUGGGUGUGGUGACUUUUGUGGUACUGUUGAUAUCAUAUGCUGUGAUACUGCACACUGUCAGGUCCUACUCUAUGGAGAAUCGUCGCAAAGCUCUUUCCACAUGCAGUUCACACAUCAUUGUGGUGGUCCUGUUUUUUGCUCCCCUACUGUUUAUUUACAUCCGACCAGCAACUACUUUUCCAGAAGACAAAGUGUUCGCUCUCUUUUAUACCAUCAUUGCCCCUAUGCUCAACCCUCUAAUCUACACACUGAGAAAUGUGGAGAUGAAGAAUGCCAUUAAGAAGCUUUGGUGUCAUCAAAAUCUACUAAAAAUUAAAUUGACAUGCAUAAAAUAUUUAUUAUUCUUGAUUUAUGGAAUUAAAAUGCUAUUUAUUAUUCAUUAUUGUCUCACUCUAAAGAAAGAAUGUCAGUUAAUGAUGGAAAUGAAAACUGUUCAGCAAGUUCACUCAUUUAUCAUAUUUACAUUAAUGUGUUAUGGAGUGAUAGUCAUAAUUGCAAAGACAGAGCAAUGGAGCAUGCAGAGAUGGCUCCUUGGUGGGCGAGCCCUGUAUGGUCAUGGGGAGCACUCCGGUUUUAGGGUUUUAGGAAAUGCCCUGAGGGUGGUACAUGGAGACUCAAGUACUAGUUUUAUACUCUCAAGUGCAUCAGUUUUCUGGGGACCCUUGGAUGAUGUAAACAGAAAACACCAGUGUUUUACCCAAGCACCCACCGCCUUAUCUCCUUCACUUUGUUUCAUCUCCUGA
Molecule: messenger RNA, 1353 nt
Organism: Oryctolagus cuniculus (rabbit)
Lineage: Eukaryota; Metazoa; Chordata; Mammalia; Lagomorpha; Leporidae
Source: RefSeq, a predicted model, not a curated record